GUCCGGCGGCCUUCAGCGCGGCGCUGCUGACUCUCCCCUCGGGCUGCAUGGCAUUCACACCGUCCUGCCGUCCACACAGAGCGGUGUAGAGGAUCAGGCCGGUCCGCAGGCAGCGCGGUGGUGCAGAGGUGGAGAUCCACCCCUUUGUCGCGUCGACUCUCGGUGUUUUAUGCCUGAUCUGUUCGCGUUGAGGCUGGGCGGAGGCGCUGCACGAUGAUCGAGAGACCCGAGUCCGCUGUUUCCAGCGUUGCGCAGAGGAAUCUGGAGGGAUAUGUGGGCUUUGCCAACCUGCCCAACCAGGUGUAUCGCAAAUCCGUCAAGAGGGGCUUCGAGUUCACACUCAUGGUGGUUGGUGAGUCUGGACUGGGUAAAUCUACACUCAUCAACUCGCUCUUCCUGACGGAUCUGUACUCUAAAGACUACCCUGGCCCCUCCCAGAGGAUCAAAAAGACAGUGCAGGUGGAGCAGUCCAAAGUGCUAAUUAAGGAGGGUGGCGUGCAGCUCACACUGACCAUUGUGGACACACCAGGGUUUGGCGAUGCCGUGGACAACAGCAACUGCUGGCAGCCAGUCAUCAACUACAUCGACAGCAAGUGUGAGGAUUUCCUGAAUGCUGAAUCGCGGGUGAACCGAAGACAAAUGCCAGAUAACCGGGUGCACUGCUGCCUGUACUUCAUCGCCCCCUCUGGCCAUGGUCUGAAGCCUCUGGACAUUGAGUUCAUGAAGCGUCUUCACGACAAAGUCAACGUCAUCCCCCUCAUCGCCAAGGCAGACACGCUAACACCAGAGGAGUGCCAGCUCUUCAAGAAACAGAUUAUGAAGGAGAUCCAGGAGCACAAGAUUAAGAUCUACGAGUUUCCGGACACAGAGGAGGACGAGGACAGUAAACUCAUCCGCAAGAUAAAGGAGCGGAUGCCUCUGGCUGUGGUCGGCAGCAACGUGGUGGUCGAAGUAAAUGGGCGGAAGGUCAGAGGCCGCCAGUACCCCUGGGGCGUGGCAGAAGAGGGCAUUUUUGUGGAGAACGGCGAGCACUGUGACUUUACUGUUCUGAGGAACAUGCUCAUCAGGACUCACAUGCAGGAUCUGAAGGAUGUGACCAACAACGUUCACUACGAGAACUACCGCAGCAAGAAGCUGGCCGCCGUCACCUGCAACGGAGUGGACACCAGCAAGAGCAAGGGUCAACUGACCAAGAGUCCUCUGGCUCAGAUGGAGGAGGAGCGGAGAGAGCAUGUGAUGAAGAUGAAGAAGAUGGAGACGGAGAUGGAGCAGGUGUUUGAGAUGAAGGUCAAAGAGAAGAAACAGAAACUGAAGGACUCCGAGGCAGAGCUGGAGCGACGGCAUGAGCAGAUGAAGCGAAACCUGGAGGCGCAGUAUAAAGAGCUGGAGGAGAAGAGGAGGCAGUUUGAGGAGGAGAAGGCCAACUGGGAGGCGCAGCAGCGCAUUCUGGAGCAGCAGAAACUCGACGCCUCCAAGACCAUGGAAAAGAUCAAGAAGAAAGGGAAAAUCUUUUAACGAGGCCAGAGUCCUUUCCUCCAGCGCAACGACAGAAACUCCUUUUUACAUCCCUUUUGAUGCUCGCAUGAUUUAUGACCUCUGGGUUUCUCUCUCACACACACACACACACACACACACACACACACACACACACACACACACACACACACACACACAGCUCAUCGUUUGCUCUCACAUUCCAUUAAAACAUUCCAAAAACACGUAGAAGUUUGUUUUUGUACGCUUAUGGCCACCUAACUCCAGUUAAUCAGUCUGCCCUCUUGUGGACAGUGGCUGCUACUGCCCUCCUGUCUGAGCGCAUGUGUAUUAGAUGGUAAUGACGAAGAGGAUAUUAAUAAAUGUCCCUCUGAUAACUAAAGGAAAACGAGCACUGCCGUACUAUCCUUGUGUCUGCUGAGGUCAGAACAGCCUCGUUUUCAAACGCCGCUAGUGUUUCAUUCAUGCAUUCGCACUCAUUGGUUAUGGAUGUUAUGCCACUCAUUCUUCCACGAGGGGAUGCUCAUAUGAAGAGGUGGUCUGAAUCAGUAGGUGGUGGAUGUGGCUGAGAAUGUCAGAAGUAGAGUCAAAGGGGCACUCCACAGGUUUUUCGAAAUUUCUGCAUGUGUAAAUCACCGAGGCGUGUAUCAGAGUUUCUUUACAGUGGCAGUGAUAGGAACCAGGGGGUCACCGCAUCAACAGCGCCGAAAUAGCCAUUUUAUUUGCUAUCAGAACCACCAGUGAACCUACUCGAGUCUUCUGAGCUUCAUAUGGAAUAUCGAUGAUGAUAAAAUAGUGGAAAAUCUGAACACCGCGUUUUCUUUGGGGAAUAUUUUGCCAUAAAACCCCAUGCAUGUAGCUCUUCAUCAUGAAUGGAUUUUAAAGAUUUCACCCUAAAAGCUUUUUUGAAACAUGAGGCCGCCUUUUCAUGUGAUGCCUUUCUGUGAGGCAUUAAAAUGUACAGACGCCUGGUUCCUAUCACCAUCACUGUGAACAAUUCUGACUUUGUAAAUGUUCUAGAAAGGAGAAAAAUUGAAAAAAUGCGGUGUCAGACAGUGUAAGGCAGAGUAAUUUCAUUUCCAGACAGGAGCGGAGUGGGACUACGGCUUAAGAACGUGUGUUUGAUGGUUUACUGAACGUCAUAUGAGAAUUUGUUAGAUUGCUGAUGAGAUAAUGUUGGGGUGCUGUUGGGGUAUGGGUGGGUGUGGGUGUGUGUGUGUGUGUGGGUGGGUGUGGGUGUGAGUGUUUCACUUUAAUGGGGUCAUAGAUAACAUCUGAGAUCCGCUCCAUGUAACACGUUUCUGUACAGCUCCAGCUGGUCUGACUAAACUGUAAUAAACGCUGGAUCAUAUGUAUUCAGAUAAUAUUGUCCCUAUAAUACAGUGUUAAUAAGCCGGUGGCCUGAGUGUCAAAAUGUACUCAAUGAUUGAUGAUGACUGAUGUGGAUGGUUGUGUUGACAGUAAUGUUGAUACUUAUGUGACGGCUCAAUUUGCCCUAUUUCAGUUGCAGAACGCCACCAACCGAAAGGGCAGUUUUGUUUGUGGGAUUUUUUUUUUUUUCCUUUGUUUGUGGAGUGACGAAAUUGAUCCCCCAUGACCCUCACUGCUGUGGGCAGAGCUUCUUCUCCAGGUUCUUCUCAUGUGAAAGGAAACCUACCUUGUACAGACAUUGGCCGUUUUAUCAGAAACACCAUAUUUUGUAAGUAUCUGCACUAAAAAAUGUGACUUCUUAAAUUUACUUGAUUCAAACAUUUAAAUCAAAUAAAUGCAGUGCAGCACUUUUUCAGUGCAGUUACUGACAGUAGCCCAUGUGUUGCUAUACACACCCUACACGGCCGUAGUGUGGUACGAGUGUAUCGAGUGCAGCAGUGUUACUGUUAUCGAUAAAAGCUGCAUACAAGUUUGCAGAGGAUCUGAUCCUGGAUCAGUCUGUGUGACUGCCUUUAAAUCAGUAUAAGGAGCUGAAGUCCAUCCUGCUCUUUGAAAGCUCAAUGUCCAAAUACAGGAAUGCUGUACUUUAGUAACUCGCCAUGUCCUACAUGUGGACAAUUAAGCUCCUUUUGUUUCUAUGAGGCUCACUAAUAGGAUCUAAGGCUAGACUAUAACAGGCCAGAGAGAACACACUGAGCAACACAUACAAAACCACUAACCUCAGCUCUUCACCUGCGUUUGAGAAAAUAAAUCAUCAGCAUGGUUUUCUACACAUCUGUGACCUUCGUAAGUAAAAGUGUCACACCUGAAAACACACACACACACACAGAGUCGUCCACUAUGCAAGCUCAAACACUUCCGUUCUUCCGACUGUGGAUAGUAAACUCCUCAUACUCAGAACCAACACAGUUAGUGCUCUGAAAUCAUGCGCUGCGCAAAAGCUCUCAGUAAAGCAGGACUCCGAGUCAACCUUUCGCUAUAGUCCUCUAAACAUUCCUUACCAUUCCCAAACGUCUCCCUAACCAUUCCCAAACCUUUCUGUAGCCAUUCCCAAACCUUUCCCUAACUGUUCCCAAACGUAUCUUUGGUCCAGUGUUUCUCAACCCGGUCCUCAGCUCUCCCCAGACAGCCCACCUUUUUCUUUUAUCCCUCUGUGCUGCAAGUUUGGUUGGAUCAAAAGUGUGGACCAUCUGGGAGCUCUGAACCGGUUGGGAAGGCACUGGUCUAACCAUUCCCAGACCUACCUCUGAACAUUCCAAGACCCAAGAAUUUUCCCUAACCAUUCCCAAACCUCUCCCCAACCAUUCCCAGCUUUUUUUUUAACACUUCCAAACCUUUCCCUUUAGCAAUUUAUAAACCUUUCACCUGCUUCGUAACGCUAGAGCCCAAAACCCGUCACCCCUAAUGUUUUUUACUUGUUUUUAUAUGUUCACAGCUUUCAAUGUAUUGAUUUUUCUUCAUGUUAUUAUUGUCUGUUCUGUCUACCUAACUGUACAUUAUUACUAUUAAAGAUGAAACGGUUAUGCUAAACACAA
This is a messenger RNA of Pygocentrus nattereri (red-bellied piranha), 4460 nucleotides long. RefSeq names its product septin 15 (gene septin15). Gene Ontology annotation, molecular function: GTPase activity; molecular adaptor activity; GTP binding. The transcript is spliced from 14 exons. Gene Ontology annotation, cellular component: septin complex; septin ring; microtubule cytoskeleton. The record is from RefSeq and is a predicted model, not a curated record. Gene Ontology annotation, biological process: cytoskeleton-dependent cytokinesis; cilium assembly. Lineage: Eukaryota; Metazoa; Chordata; Actinopteri; Characiformes; Serrasalmidae. The coding region runs from base 214 to 1515 and encodes 433 amino acids.